Sebastes umbrosus (honeycomb rockfish) is the source of this 2465-nucleotide messenger RNA. RefSeq names its product transcription factor COE3-like. Lineage: Eukaryota; Metazoa; Chordata; Actinopteri; Perciformes; Sebastidae. Bases 1 to 1236 code for a protein of 411 amino acids. The transcript is spliced from 10 exons. Gene Ontology annotation, molecular function: RNA polymerase II cis-regulatory region sequence-specific DNA binding; DNA-binding transcription factor activity, RNA polymerase II-specific. The record is from RefSeq and is a predicted model, not a curated record. Gene Ontology annotation, biological process: regulation of transcription by RNA polymerase II.
AUGGGUCAACGGCAACAACCUCGCCACGGCAACCGGCCGGUGGAUGAUGAAUGGCCUCAGCUGAAUGGAGGCUGUGACAUCACACAGAGGGCGGGGCUACAGCGGACAGCGCUUUCUCCGGUGUGUUUGCAGGUGGUGGUGUCUACGACCGUGAACGUGGACGGCCAUGUUCUCGCCGUCUCUGACAACAUGUUUGUACACAACAACUCUAAACAUGGCCGCCGAGCCCGGAGACUGGACCCGUCUGAAGCAGCCACUCCGUGUAUUAAAGCCAUCAGUCCCAGUGAGGGCUGGACGACGGGCGGAGCCACCGUCAUCCUGAUCGGAGACAACUUCUUCGACGGCCUUCAGGUCGUCUUCGGCACUAUGUUGGUCUGGAGCGAGCUGAUCACCCCUCAUGCUAUCCGGGUGCAGACCCCUCCCCGUCACAUCCCCGGGGUCGUCGAGGUAACGCUGUCCUACAAGUCCAAACAGUUCUGUAAAGGAGCACCUGGACGCUUCGUCUACACAGCGUUAAACGAGCCCACCAUAGAUUACGGCUUCCAGAGGUUACAGAAGGUCAUCCCUCGUCACCCCGGAGACCCCGAGAGACUGCCCAAGGAGGUGCUGUUGAAGAGGGCAGCUGACCUGGUGGAGGCGCUCUAUGGGAUGCCUCACAACAACCAGGAGAUCAUCCUGAAGCGAGCAGCUGACAUCGCUGAAGCUCUCUACAGCGUUCCCAGGAACCACAACCAGAUCCCGUCGCUAGGCAACAGCGCCUCCCACGGCAUGAUGGGAGUGAACUCGUUCAGCGGACAGCUCGCCGUCAACGUCUCCGACACAACGCAAGUCGGUUACAGUCGCAACACCAGCAGCGUGUCGCCGCGGGGAUACGUACCGAGCUCCACCCCCCAACAGAGUAACUACGGCAACACCGUCAGCAACAGCAUGAACGGCUACGGCAACACCGGCAUGCCAAACCUAGGAGUGGCCACUUCCCCCGGUUUCCUCAACGGGUCCACCGCCAACUCUCCCUACGGCAGUAAGUAUCAAGUUGUCCCCUCCAGUCCCACCAUGGUGUCAAACUGUAACUCCUCUCACGGAGUUUUCUCCUUCUCGGCCGCCGUCAAACAGAAGAGCGCCUUCGCUCCCGUCGUCAGACCUCCUCCUUCACCUCCUCCUCCUCCUCCCAACUGCUCCGGCAACAACUCCAACGGGCUGCAAGCGAUGUCCGGCCUCGUCGUCCCUCCGAUGUAAAACGUCUUCCUCCUCUCUCCUCGUCUCGCUCCUCCCCCUCAGCCACGAGCACCAAUCACCUCAGAGGAGGCGGGGCCUCAGGCAGCAGCUGACCAGUCAGGACAAAGUAUUUGUUCUGUCCGUCACAGAUGGAAAAAGAAACUGUUAUCUCUGACGGGACGGAGCCCAACAUUAAAAGGACUUUUUCUCCGGGUGCUUUCAGCUCUCUGUAAUUAUUUGGAUGUUAUACUGUCUGCGUGGGGGGGGAGGUGGAGUCUGUUGGUGUAAUGUCUGUGAUGUCACACCUCUGAUGUGACAUCAUGUCCUCGACUUGUGAUGUGAUUCUGGGGAACUGAUCCAAAGAUUGUGGACGUUAACGGGCCCAAAUUACAGAACAUUUAAAUCCUCCUUCGUGGUCGCAGCUGAUGAAGAGGAGAAGUCUUCUAAUAGUUCCAGUGAAUGCAGCACGAAGACGUCAGUGAAGAGAUGGACUGAAAGAAAGAAUGAUGAAACGUGUCGUUCUCUCCUUACUAGCCCCGCCCCUUGUUCCUUUAGCCCCGCCCCUCCCCCUUUAGCCCCGCCCCUGCCUGUCUGUGUUCUUUAUUUAUUUUCAUCUUGUUUUCUUUUUAUGCUUGCACUGUAAAAACCAAUCCUGCAUCCUGAUAGGCUACUGUCACUAUCUGUCUUCUUGUUCAGAGUCGUCUUUUUGAUUCUAGCUCCUCCUCCUCCUCCCAAGCCCCGCCCCGAGCACUUAAGCCACGCCCCCGUCUCCAAGCCCCGCCCCGAGCACUUAAGCCCCGCCCCCGUGUUUUCUCUGUGGGUUUUGUGAUUUUUGCCAAAGUCGUAGCUGGCUGAAUAUUUAUACGUCACUGUGGUUGAUCACGCCGCCCCGCCCGCCGCCCGUCACUGAGCUCACCGAGGGAACCUCUUUUUGUACCAUACAGAUUAUAAAUAUGUAUUUAUGUAUUUAUAUAUCUGCGAUUGUUUUUGUAUAAAUGGAUGUUGAGUCACGUCGUCUUCAUGGGGUUUAAACGUGUGUGUGUGUGUAUGUGGUGUGCCACACUGAGAAACAAACCAUUGUUUUGUAUCAAGAAAAGAAAAGUGAAUGUUAACGUCGUCACACACUUAUAGCGCUGUCAAUCAAAGCUGACGGUCCAAUCAGCUCCACUCGUUCUGUUGUUUCUAAUGUGAAUCUUCUUUUAAUGACUGUUGGCUGUCCUGAAGUGAAUAAAGUCGGCAGAUCGCUCUGA